Messenger RNA from Tuber aestivum (summer truffle), 2810 nucleotides. The record is from the annotation of a GenBank genome assembly. Lineage: Eukaryota; Fungi; Ascomycota; Pezizomycetes; Pezizales; Tuberaceae.
ACACUAAGCCCCAACGAAUUCUCCGAGCUUUCAGACUUACUUCCGCGUGGCCGAUCCCCCCAACUCAAAACCAGAGACGGUUACAGCUGACGUUCAGCACGUCUACUGCCGAACGGUGCCGUCGACUCUCGUACUGUAGCCGGCAGCUUCUUUACAGGAAUCAGGAGUUUUCUGUGCUUGGGGUUUUCCCUUGCGACUCCGCUGCCACAUUUUUCCCGCCCGUCUCCACCUUCCCUCAUCCCGUGCCUCAGCAUUUCAGCGCCCCAGGCUGCUCUGCCUGUCUGGGGUAUUAUCGGGUUCGUUGUCUUUUGGAUACUGGGUGUCGGCGCGAAGUAUAGGUCGGGAUGGAGGGAAGUAGUUCUGGUGGGGGCGGCGCUGGUGGUGGCUCGGCUGCGAGCAGUAGCAGCGACUUUGUAUGUUGCCUUAUUGUAUCUUCUUCGUUCCUGGAGGUGAACGCUAAUUGUUCUUUUCCUCAUGCCUUCUCUAGGUCCGGAAACUUUACAAGUACGUGCCAAUCCUACCGUUGCUAGAGUGUGCGGAGCGUAAUAACUUUUUGGCUAUAGAAUGUUGGAGGACCCUACACAUCGACAGACUGUUCGAUGGAGCGACACCGGCGAUAGUUUUAUAGUUGUAGAUGUACGAGACCACUUACCCUGCCCCUCAGAGGAGCCACCUUCCAGUCCGCCAUGAUUAACCGCAUGAGUACCGGUAGACCAACGAGUUCACGAGAAACAUACUCCCGAAUCACUUCAAGCACAGCAAUUUUGCCAGUUUUGUGAGACAGCUGAACAAGUGCGCCCUUGUAUCAAAAACCGGACCUUUCUUCCAAGCUAAUGCCACGGCAGGUAUGAUUUUCACAAGAUUCGGAACAAUGAGGAGGGUGGAGGCAAUUCUUAUGGGCACCAGGUUCUGUCCCGCGCAAUACUUACGCAAGAGGGGCGUGUUCUAACCGGAAUGGGGUAUCAAGACUUGGGAAUUCAAGCAUCCAGAUUUUCAGAUGAACAACAUAGACAACCUUGAUAACAUCAAGAGGAAGGCACCCGCACCGCGGAAGCAAGCGCAGCAGAACGAGGACGGGGGCGUGCAACAGAUCGAGGACUUGAACAAUCAGGUGCAGGAGUUGUCGAAAGCCAACCAGGAGAUGACCGGCCAAGUUCAGAGCUUAGCCAGCGAUAAUCAUACCAUCAUUCAGGAAUUGGGCACAAUGCAGCAUGUGCUUCAGCAACACGAGGAGCGGGUUAGGAUACAAGAGAAGGUGAUAGAUAACAUCAUGGUGUAUCUCCAGAAGCUGGACGAUGAGAUAAAGGAAAUGAGACCUGUUGGUGGUAUUCCAUCUCAACAGAGACAUGACAAUGAUGGAAGACCUUCGUCUUCUGUCUCUCCGGAGGACUCUGUGACUGGGCCUGCUACGAGUGCUUCAACUUCUCGAGAGCACCUAUCAACCCCGCUGCAACGGGCCCAGAUGCUUCUUAACAACCCUCCCGAGAUUCUAGAUGCCAGCCCUUCCAUGGGGCGAUUUAGAGGUCUUUCCCAAUCGGGGCCUUCUGAGACAGCUGAUUAUAGCAAUUUUGGGGCUGUGAAUCGCCUCGCACAGAAUGGCCAACGACCAGCGGCAUUGCCCAACGGCAUACCUACUGUUCCGGAGGAUGGGAGUGCCACAUUUGCAAUCAGCCCGGGAACCACAAUGGUAGAGCCUUUCUCCAACGGGAAUCUUGGAUAUCACAUGCAGCCGCCACAGCAUGAGAAUGGAAGCCUAGGCAUACGCGGAAGACCGGCUCCUAGCCGGAAACGCAGUACGCCAUUUGUCCCCCCGAAUUGGCAAGCCCCGCCUAGAGUAUUACUGGUUGAGGAUGAUCCGACUUGUGCACGGAUUGGAUCUAAAUUUCUUCAGACGGCGGAGUGCAGCGUUGACAUGGCAGUGAGGUUCCCUCUCCUAUAUUAUGAACGGGCUCAAGUGACCGUUGAAUCGUCCCGCACAAUGUUUUCGCUCCCGGAUCUCCUUUCUAUGACUUUCUCGCCCGUUCCUUUGUUUUAGUCCUCGCUGGACAAGCACUACCUGCUUUUAUGGCCUCUCUAUGUCAUUCAUGGUGACUAACUUUCUGUUAGAGCAAUGGGUUAAUAGCCGUCAAUAAGCUCAAUAAUGGGAAAUAUGAUCUUGUUCUCAUGGACAUAGUUAUGCCGCAACUCGAUGGUGUCUCUGCGGCUUCCCUAGUCAGACAGUUUGAUAACACGACCCCGAUUAUAGCGAUGACAUCCAACAUUCGCCGAGACGAUAUCAAUAUGUAUUUCAAUCAUGGUGAGACGUUUUACCUAUAGCAGUUGGAAGUGGGGUUAUUGAAUACGUUUUAGGAAUGAACGAUGUAUUACCUAAACCCUUUACCAAAGAAGGGCUGCUCAACAUGCUUGAAAAAUAUCUUUCGCAUCUCAAGGCCAACGAAGGGCAAAUACCUACGCAGCUGAAUUUCAAUGAGCACGACAAUAGGAUUAUCGAAGAACAAGGGACUAUUAUGGCCAAAAGUGGACUUAAAUAUUCCCAGUCGCCUUCAAAGUCACCACAGGGUACGGUAUUGUACGGGCGCCCACCCGCUGAUGCGGGGGAAGAUCCAAUCGGGGAAACGCCCUCGGCUGUUGAAGACGCGGCCUAUGCAAACAUCAUACCAGGUUACUUGGGCGACAGUACUGCGCCUCGCGCAACCGGUGCCUUUCCCUCCCCUGGAACACUCGCCCAUGGAGUCCGGCGGGGGGCUUCAGAAAUGGAUGAUAGCCAACAACAGCUCAUGAGCCUCGACUCUAAGAAGACUCGUUAUUAG